Molecule: messenger RNA, 1239 nt
Organism: Diversispora eburnea
Lineage: Eukaryota; Fungi; Glomeromycota; Glomeromycetes; Diversisporales; Diversisporaceae
Source: the annotation of a GenBank genome assembly
AUGAAUUACCGAGAAAACGGCAAUAAGGCAUUUGUUAAUGGAGAUUUUGAGACCGCACGGCAAGAAUAUACUAAAGGAAUUGAAGUUGCAUCUGAAGACCCACGAUUAUGGUCAAACCGUGCACAAACUUUUAUUAAACUCGGGUAUCCUGAACUUGCGAUAGCUGACGCCAUUAAUGCCCUCUCUCUCAUUGAACCAAAGAUUAUUAGUGGCAAAUAUGAGGAUGCUGAUCUGGUAUUAUUUUGUAAAAGCGGAUGGAGAAAAGCGGAGGCAUUGGCCAAGAGUGAUGAAUAUGGGUCAGCAGCAAUAGAAUUGGAGAGAGUGUUUCAAAUUUGUAAUAGGCGACCAGUGGCAGGUGUUGAUUGGAAUGCGUGGGAACGUGAAAAGGAUCAAUACUCUAAAAAACAUUAUCAAGAUAUUACGCUUUUGAAGAAUAUGGGCACAGAUCGGCACAUAUUGGUCGAACAAGUUGGAAAAAUUUACAAGUUUCCAAAUCGUGGAGCUUACCCGUGGGAUAUCCGUAGUCAAGAGCGUUGCAGCAAAGAGAGUCUCGCUUCUGUUCAGAAACUUUUGGAAAAGAUCCCUGGAAAGAGCAUCAAAGUUGCAUUAGUUAGCUUUCCUGAUGUUUCGCAAGAAUACGAAUUUGGAAUAAUAGCAACAAAGGAUAUAAAAAAAGGAACCAUCUUGCUUGACGAAAAACCUCUUAUUUCAGUUCAUUCUCCUCGUCAACGCAAUGUGCUUUUUGCAACAAAUCAAUCAGUUCAAAAAACUUGGGAGUUGUACCAUCGUGCUAUUUGUGGAAAAGAUCUUAAUUCGCAGUAUGAAAUUGUUAAUAAAGAUUCUAAAUCCUCUGGCUCUUCUCUUCUAAUUGUUCUCAAAAUAUUUGCCAUUGCUAAACAACGAGAUAUUUGUCCCUUGGACAUUGAAGAGAUCAAGCACCUUUUUCCCUUCCGACAUUCGACUGCGAAGAUUAAACCCAAUUGUAAUUUAUUUAACCCUGCGACAGAAACGGGACAAUUAUAUCCUAUAAUCUCCCUUUUCAACCAUCAUUGUGAUCCAAAUGCCAGUCUUAGAGACGAUAUAUCUAGAGCAAUUCGACGAGGGCAUGACUUAAGCAUCUCGUCAGUAGUCGGUAACACUGUAAAAACAUCCGGCAGUACUAAGCGAACACGUCAAAUUCUCGAAACGACUUACGGGUUCCGUUGCAGGUGUUCUGUGUGCGAAUCUUCAUCUAAUUGA